Molecule: messenger RNA, 928 nt
Organism: Asparagus officinalis (garden asparagus)
Lineage: Eukaryota; Viridiplantae; Streptophyta; Magnoliopsida; Asparagales; Asparagaceae
Exons: 1
Source: RefSeq, a predicted model, not a curated record
UCUACCCUCCUGCUCUUAGCCGUCAUUGUUACCGGCCACCUUUUUUUUUUCAUUCUUCCGCUCCCCUCCUCCCUAACCACCGCCCUCAAUGGCCGAACAACCCAAGUUUCACCCGGCUUUAGCAAUCAACAACGUGAAAUCUCUCAUUCCAGUCACGUUAGACAAUGAUUCAAGCCUAUACAUUUCUUGGGCAGCCCUAUUCAAAGUUCAAGCCCGUGUCCAUAACGUGCUUGAUCACAUCGUUCCUCCUACCGAUGAGAAGGCUAAGAAGGCGGCAGAUGAUGCUAAAGAAGCCGAUCCCGAUCUUUGGCAUCGUCUUGAUGCGGCCGUGUUACAAUGGAUGUAUGCCACUGUAUCACAAGAUAUUCUCAAUUCCAUUCUUGUGAUAGAUGACUCGGCCGAGAAGUGUUGGAAAAGAAUUGCUGCUAUUUUCCAAGACAACAAACACUCAAGGGCUGUCCACCUCGAGAACCAAUUCACGAACACGAAUUUGGAGGAUUUUCCUACCACCAAAGCCUAUUGCAACCGUCUCAAACUUCUAGCCGAUCAAUUGGCGAAUGUUGAUGCUCCGGUCUCGAAUACUCGUUUGGUUCUGAAGAUGAUUUCUGGACUAACCGAUUCUUAUGCAGGAUUUGUAACAUACAUUCAACAACAUGAUCCCUUGCCACCAUUUGAAACCGCCAAGUCGAGAUUGGAACUAGAAGAAUCAACAAUCCUUCAACGGGCUGCUCGUGAAUCUGGCUCAUCUUCAUCUCCUGCUGCCCUUGUUGCAAACUCCCACAAUCCUGAUGAUGAUAUGAAUACCCAAUAUUCUUCCCCAGGUAAUCAAAAUCAUCACAAUCGGAAUAAUAAUAAUAAUUAUUAUCGUGGGAACAAGGGCAAGAAAAACCAUAAAAAUUCUGGCGGUGGCCGGAACUCAGGCAAGGGC